CCCUCCCUCUCUUUCUCUCCCGCUCCCUUCUUCUCCCUUUCCCUCUUUCUCUCUUCCAACAUGAGCACUUCCGCCGACGCUGCCCAAUCUCUGGCGCAGACGACCAAAGACCAGACCUCACUGACCACUACCGAAGCCGCCGCCCUGGCUAGCAAUUCCAACGAUGCCUCGCGAGGACAGCCCGCCACCGCCGCCUCCGGUGCCUCCGAACUCGCCAGUACAAAGAUAACUCUCCUGAAGGCGCUCAAGCACUUCCCGGACUUCCCGAUCCCCGGCAUCAAGUUCGUCGACAUCCUGCCUCUCUUCCAGGACCCCGUCAUCCACGAGACCCUGCUGCGCGCCCUCGAGCUCCAGGUUCUCGAGUUCGGCGAGCAAGCGAAGCCCGAUGUGAUCGUGGGGUUGGAUGCGCGGGGCUUCCUCUUUGGGCCCUCGCUCGCCCUACGCCUGGGCGCGAGCUUCGUGCCUGUCCGCAAGAAGGGCAAGAUGCCCGGUCCCUGCGUGACCGCCGCUUACGAGAAGGAGUACGGGACCGACUACUUCCAGAUGCAAGAGGGCGCGGUGAAGCCGGGCCAGAAGGUGCUUGUGGUCGACGACAUUAUUGCUACCGGCGGCUCUGCUGCUGCCGCCGGCUCUCUUGUCAGGCAGUUGGGUGGCGAGUUGAUAGGAUACCUUUUCAUCCUCGAGAUCGCGGCGCUUAACGGCCGUUCCAAGCUGGGUGGCGUUCAAACAGUCACUCUGCUCGAGACGAACGAGUAAUCCUGGCAUUCGAAGUUGCUGUACUCCAGCUCGAUUGAACGACUCUCUUCUUCCAAACACAACGUGACGCCGCUCAAUCUCGGGAGCGGAAUAUCUUACAAUGCACUUGAGGUCUAUAAAACCAGGCCGCAAUAAUAGAGAGUGGGCUUGAAACCCCAGACUUGGGAAAGCUGGGCUCGAUCUCGUGUAUUUCUUUUUGGCUUACAAUGGGUUCGGAUGGAGGAGACCUUUUGCGUGAGGAAGGGGGACGGUUGGCUCUUUCCGGCGUUGGGGGUAAUCAAAAAAAGUUGAAGUGGGCAAAGCGGUCCAUGAGUGGGAUCGAGCUGUUGAGUCGCCGGGGCUUGCGUGAUAGACUCGGCAUCUUCUGAACUGCAUCAGCUUUAAUCGACUCACGCCCUAUAGGCACAUACCAAAAAUACAAAUCGUGCCGUUGAAUCUUC
Thermothelomyces thermophilus ATCC 42464 is the source of this 1196-nucleotide messenger RNA. RefSeq lists its product as uncharacterized. NCBI's taxonomy places the organism in Eukaryota, Fungi, Ascomycota, Sordariomycetes, Sordariales, Chaetomiaceae. The transcript has 2 exons. Gene Ontology annotation, biological process: AMP salvage; adenine salvage. The coding region runs from base 61 to 756 and encodes 231 amino acids. Gene Ontology annotation, molecular function: AMP binding; adenine phosphoribosyltransferase activity; adenine binding. The record is from RefSeq and is a predicted model, not a curated record. Gene Ontology annotation, cellular component: cytoplasm.